UUUACUAUCUGUGGAAGUAUGGAAGGUGAUGAAUGAGCUGUCUUCAGAACAUUGUCUGCGGAUUAUAUUUGACAUAAAUUUUUUUAUGAUCGAUGGUAGAUUGAUUAUCAAAUCUAUUUUUUUUGUUUAUUUUUCGUACUCCUGUUUCCGACAAAGGCUCAUCUGUUUACUAUAGUCCUCGUACUCCCUUUCUGUUGAUUUAUAGCAACUGAUGUUAUAUUUGGGUGGUGUAUAUGUAUUGGGUACUUAAAAACAGGAAUACCUAAGUAAUUUUAAAGACGUAGGAGACCUAAGAAAUCUAUUUUUAUUUUGUGAUAACGUCAUUACGAUAGUGAAUCCUUGGAAGUACGGGGUUGGAAAACAAACGAUGAUGUCUGGUGGUCAUAAACAUCGUUAUAAGAAUGCGGGCUUGAGCGCAGACGAGUUACGUCGUCGGCGUGAAGAAGAAGGAGUUCAGCUUAGGAAACAAAAAAGAGAGCAACAACUGUUCAAAAGAAGAAAUGUUAAUCUUCCUGCUCCAAAUGUUCCAGAUAUUGCCCCGCAGGAGGAUUUCAAUGUUCCAUCAUCUGAUGACAUCACUCCUGAUAUGGUGGCUGCUCUCUAUAGUGACAAUCCUGAGGAACAAGUUGCAGCAACUCAAAAGUUUCGUAAACUUCUUAGUCAAGAGCCAAAUCCACCUAUUGAAGAAGUUAUUCGAACUGGAAUUGUACCUAAAGUAGUUGAAUUUUUAACCAAUCAUUCGAAUCCAACUCUCCAGUUUGAGGCAGCCUGGGCUCUGACUAAUAUUGCAUCAGGUUCUUCAGAGCAGACUCGUGUAGUUGUGGAUUGUGGCGCUGUAGGUGUUUUGGUGGGCUUGGUGGCAGGCAGUGCCGGGGACAAUGUACGCGAGCAAGCUGUGUGGGCACUUGGCAAUAUUGCUGGAGAUUCACCGCGAUGCCGUGAUACUGUUUUGGCUGCUGGCAUAUUGCCCCCCUUGAUAGAUAUAUUGAACAAAUAUACGAAAUUGUCAAUGACAAAGAAUGCUGUCUGGACAUUGUCAAACCUGUGUAGGGGCAAAAACCCCCCAACGAACUUUGAAGCUGUUGCACCAGGCAUUCCAGUUUUAGCAAACCUGUUACAUCACACGGAUGCAGAUGUGCUAAGCGACGCUUGUUGGGCUCUGUCCUAUUUAUCUGAUGGACCAAAUGAAAAGAUUCAGGGAGUAAUUGAUGCUGGUGUAUGCAGGAGAUUAGUUGAAUUGCUAAUGCAUAAUAAAUCAACAGUUGUAUCGGCGGCACUUCGAGCAGUUGGUAAUAUUGUGACAGGUAACGACGCGCAGACGCAAGCAGUGCUCAACUGCAACCCAUUACCGAACUUGCGUGCUUUAUUGCGAUCUACCACUGAAACACUUCGUAAGGAAGCCUGCUGGACCUUGUCAAACAUAACGGCAGGAAAUGCUGCGCAAAUUCAGGCAGUAAUAGAUGCAAAUAUAUUUCCUGCUUUAAUUGAAAUUUUGAGGCAAGCUGAAUUUAAAACUAGAAAGGAAGCUGCAUGGGCCAUUACCAAUGCUACUAGUGGUGGAACUCAUGCCCAAAUCCGGUACCUUGUUGAACAAGGGUGUAUACCACCUCUCUGUGACUUGUUGACGCUUACUGACGCAAAGACCGUGCAAGUAGCUCUAAAUGGCUUAGACAAUAUAUUGAAAUCCGGACAACAGUCUGACCAACGGGACAACCCUUAUGCAGUUCUUAUUGAAGAAUGUUUUGGUUUGGACAAAAUCGAGUUCCUGCAAUCGCACGAGAAUUUAGACAUAUAUCAGAAAUCGUUUGAAAUAAUCGAAAACUACUUUGGAUCUGAGGAAGAGGACGGCAGACUAGCGCCGGCGGUGUCGUCCACGACGGACCAGUAUCAGUUCAAUGCCGACCAGUCUGUGCCCAUGGGCGGCUUCCAGUUCUAACCUAGGCUUAUAUUAUAUUAUGCUUUAUAACGACGCUCACUGUGCAAUGUCUCUAUAUAUGCAGAUGUGAACAGAUAUUUGAUAUCUACUUCCCAUGCAAUUUAAUCUAUUGAAAAAAUAAAUGACUCGACACCCUUGUGUAUGUAACUAGUAUUUUGCACUAAUUGUGUAUAUCAUGUAAAAUUUUUAAUUUAUCAUAACAAAAAGGUUUGCCUUUUUAUUUUAUUUUUCAUAUUGUAGAUAACGGCAUCUAGUUCAUUAUUUAGCGAAUGUUAUAUAUUAUUUUAUUGGCUUAUCGCGCCAGUCUUUGUUACUAAAAAUACUUUGUAUAUUGUUAUGUGAAAAAGUAUCGUUUCGUAAUAUAUUGCAGAUUGGUAACA
Manduca sexta (tobacco hornworm) is the source of this 2316-nucleotide messenger RNA. RefSeq names its product importin subunit alpha-7 (gene Kap-alpha1). The coding region runs from base 368 to 1936 and encodes 522 amino acids. Gene Ontology annotation, cellular component: nucleoplasm; nucleus; cytoplasm. Gene Ontology annotation, molecular function: protein binding; nuclear import signal receptor activity. The record is from RefSeq and is a predicted model, not a curated record. Lineage: Eukaryota; Metazoa; Arthropoda; Insecta; Lepidoptera; Sphingidae. Gene Ontology annotation, biological process: NLS-bearing protein import into nucleus. The transcript is spliced from 12 exons.